GUGAAGUGGUCGCGGAACCACGUCCCAUUUAUUAUGAGCUUCCAAAGCCAAUGUCUCUUCUGGCAUAACAACAUUCCGACGUUCAUCUUUGCUGGCUUGGAGAUAAGACGUAGGAAUGGGGAUGGAUGAGGGAUCAUCCGAGAAUGAAACAAAAUCAUUAUGCCUGGAUGGGGGUUUUUCGAAAUUCGUCCGGGUGGAAUGUUGGCGCUCAACUACAAUAGUUUCUUCAGCUGGUCCGGCUGAAGACCCGAACGUUGACGAUCUCGAAGAAGACGGACCAGAAGACGAAGAACUUGAAUCUUGUGAAGUUGACGAGGAUGUCUGUGAGGACGAGGAUGAUGUAUCACUAGGAGACAUAGAACCAUCACUACUCGUCUCACUUGACCCACUUGAAGAUUAAUCUGAUGCCACGUUGCCAUGGCCUCCAGGAUUGCUAGUGGGUGAAGGCUAAGUGGUCAUAUCCAAGAGGGCUAUGAGAGGAAGAGAAUUUAGAAAAUCAAAAGCACCCGUAGUAGUAGUCUCAUUCGACUCCCGAUAAUGAAGAACUUGUUCUAGG
Molecule: messenger RNA, 556 nt
Organism: Linum trigynum
Lineage: Eukaryota; Viridiplantae; Streptophyta; Magnoliopsida; Malpighiales; Linaceae
Source: the annotation of a GenBank genome assembly